This is a messenger RNA of Ylistrum balloti, 576 nucleotides long. Its product is annotated as perlucin-like. Gene Ontology annotation, cellular component: external side of plasma membrane. NCBI's taxonomy places the organism in Eukaryota, Metazoa, Mollusca, Bivalvia, Pectinida, Pectinidae. The transcript has 5 exons. Gene Ontology annotation, molecular function: carbohydrate binding. The coding region runs from base 1 to 543 and encodes 180 amino acids. Gene Ontology annotation, biological process: biological process involved in interspecies interaction between organisms. The record is from RefSeq and is a predicted model, not a curated record.
AUGUACCUCAAAGAACUCCUCCUUGUAGCAGUCAUCUGUAUUGGUGUGUCCUCUGUAGUUGGUGAAUGUGAUAUCGGCUGGGCGGAGUUUAAGGAAGACUGUCUAUGGUUCAGUUCAUCAACAGCCACCUGGGGUAAUGCAGAGGCCAAAUGUCGCACCAUGGGAGCCUACCUAGCGACGGACGAUAACGAAGACAAGCACGAUUUUCUCACCACCAUUCUCAACGUUCUCCGAGAUUGGAAAGCAUCAGUUUGGUUCAUUGGAGGAACUGACUACACUUUUGAGGGUCAGUACAGAUGGCUAGAGACCGGUAUGCACGUGGGGCCUUUCACGAGAUGGGCCCCUGGUCAGCCAAACGGCACAAUGGGAGAGAACUGUAUUGGAUUGAGGUGGGACGGGAAUGUUCUGCUUUGGACGGAUGAACCUUGUCAAACCCCUCAUGUACCCCACGGUCAACAUCACAGCCACGCUCCUCCUCUUGGAAACUACCACUACAUCUGUGAGAAACAUAAUAACGUGACAGCACCUGCAGUCAUAGGCUAAUCUGAUCAGAUUACAACAAGGACAUGUACUAAC